Cricetulus griseus (Chinese hamster) is the source of this 948-nucleotide messenger RNA. NCBI's taxonomy places the organism in Eukaryota, Metazoa, Chordata, Mammalia, Rodentia, Cricetidae. The record is from RefSeq and is a predicted model, not a curated record.
AUGCAGGUGAAUAUCAGUGAGACCAGUUUCCUUUUCCUUGGCUUGACACAGGAUCCCGGGAGGAGGAACAUAGUCAUUGCCAUUUUCCUGUUCUUUUAUACAGGGACAUUAGUGGGUAACUUGCUGAUCUUCGCUACCAUCAAGACAAGCCAGGCUCUUGGGAGUCCCAUGUAUUUCUUCCUGUCCUACUUGUCCUUGUCUGACACCUGCUUUUCUACAAUUUUAGCUCCUAGAAAAAUUGUGGAUUUCCUGAUGAAGGAGGCUGCUGUCUCAUUCAGUGAGUGCAUAAUCCAAGUCUUUACAUUUCAUUUAUUCUGCUCCCUGGAGAUCUUCAUCCUCAUCCUCAUGGUUGUUGAUUGCUAUGCGGCAAUUUGUAAGCCUUUUCACUACAUGACUAUCAUGAAUCGUCGGGUCUGUGGGAUGCUGGUGGCUACAGUCUGUGUAGGAUCCUUUAUGCAUUCUUUAUUUAUGAUAUUUCUAGCCUUAACUUUACCCUUCUGUGGUCCCUAUGUGACUGAUCACUAUUUCUGUAACUUGCAGCCACUGUUGAAACUUGCCUGUGCAGACACAUAUGUGAUCAACCUUCUCCUGGUGGUCAAUAGUGGGACCCUUUGCACAGUGAGUUUCCUCAUGCUCAUGAUCUCCUAUGUCAUCAUUCUGUAUUCCUUGAGAAACCACAGUGCUGAAGCAUGGAAAAAAGCCCAUUCCCUUGUGUCUUGUGUCUCCCACAUCAUAGUAGUAGUCUUGUUUUUUGUACCUUGCAUAUUUAUAUAUACACGUCCUGCAACCACCUUCCCUAUGGACAAGAUGAUAUCAAUGAUAUUGGUGUUUUAUACAAUCUUUACACCCUUUCUCAACCCUCUGAUUUACACACUGAAGAAUGCAGAAGUGAAAAUGAAAAAUGCCAUGAGGAAGCUGUGGAGCAAAAUAGUCUCAGGCGAUAUAUAG